Menidia menidia (Atlantic silverside) is the source of this 2542-nucleotide messenger RNA. The record is from the annotation of a GenBank genome assembly. Lineage: Eukaryota; Metazoa; Chordata; Actinopteri; Atheriniformes; Atherinopsidae.
GACAAUUAGCGCCUCAUCUGAGAUUGACAGGAGCAGAAGUCCCGCCCCUGAAGCGCCUGACACUGAACCGCAGCCUUUCUCAUUUCCAGCUCCCCAGAUCUCCAUUUUCUUCUUUCCAGACUGUAAGGAAGAGAAGUCUAAAGAUUCGAAAAAAUGAAUGAAGAAUACGACGUUAUCGUUCUGGGUACUGGUCUGACGGAAUGCAUUCUAUCAGGCAUCAUGUCAGUGAAGGGGAAGAAGGUUCUGCACAUGGACCGCAACUCUUACUAUGGAGCUGAGAGUGCUUCCAUCACACCCCUUGAAGAACUUUUCAAGCGCUUCAACCUUCCCGGCAACCCACCAGAGUCGAUGGGAAAAGGCCGGGAUUGGAAUGUGGACCUUAUCCCGAAGUUCCUCAUGGCUAACGGUCAACUGGUCCGCAUGCUGCUUAUCACACAGGUGACUCGCUACCUUGACUUCAAAGUGAUUGAAGGCAGUUAUGUGUACAAAGGGGGGAAAAUCUAUAAAGUGCCCUCCACAGAGACCGAGGCUCUGGCAUCCAGCCUGAUGGGCUUGUUUGAGAAACGGCGCUUCAGGAAGUUCUUGAUCUUUAUCGCCAACUUUGACGAGAACGACCCAAAGACCAUGGAAGGUGUUGAUCCCAACAAGACAACAAUGAGGGCCAUUUUCCAGAAGUUUAGCCUGGGGCAGGAAGUUAUCGAUUUCACUGGCCACUCUCUGGCACUCUACCGGACAGACGAUUACCUGGAUCAGCCCUGCGUCCAAACGAUAAACAGGAUAAAGCUUUACAGCGAGUCUCUAGCCAGAUAUGGCAAGAGCCCAUACCUCUAUCCACUGUAUGGUCUGGGAGAACUGCCACAAGGCUUUGCAAGACUGAGCGCUAUCUAUGGUGGGACGUACAUGUUAAACAAGCCCAUAGAAGAGAUUGUGAUGGAGAAUGGAAAGGUGGUGGGAGUCAAGUCUGAGGGAGAGAUUGCAAGGUGCAAACAGCUCAUCUGUGACCCUAGCUACAUUAUGGAUCGUGUCAACAAAGCAGGUCAGGUGAUCAGACUCAUCUGCAUCUUAAAUCAUCCCAUUGCCAACACCGGUGACAUCAACUCAUGCCAGAUCAUCAUCCCUCAGAAUCAGGUCAACAGGAAGCAUGACAUCUACGUUUGUAUGAUCUCAUUUGCUCACAAUGUGGCAGCAAAAGGUAAAUACAUUGCAAUUGUCAGCACUACAGUGGAGACAAACGACCCUGAAAAGGAGAUCAAGCCAGCCCUAGAUCUACUUGAGCCCAUUGAACAGAAGUUUGUCAGCAUCAGCGACCAAUACGCACCGACCGACAUGGGCACUGAUAGCCAGAUCUUUAUCUCCCGUACAUACGAUGCCACAACUCACUUUGAGACCACCUGUGAUGACAUCAAGGACAUCUACAGGAGGAUGACUGGAUCAGACUUCGACUUUGCAGAGAUGGAGCGCAAGAAGCAGGACAUCUUCGGUGACGCGGCAGAGUAGAUGCGACGCAUCAGCAACACUUGAUUAUCAAAGAUGACGAUAACGGAAAUCUUACAUGAAAUCUUACAUAAAAUAGAAAAUCUUGAAAAAAUAUGUACACACCAAUGGGCUAAAUGAAUAUCCAAGUAUAGUGUUUGCCCAUUGAGGAGGUCCAUGAUAUAUAGAGAGAUAUGAUGUAGUAUUGUUGGAUAGGGAACAGGGAGGGAACAAUGCUUCAGAUCACAUUCAGGUGGAUGUUACAUUAAACACAGGUUAUGCCUAGUACUCCGUAACAUUUUUGAGUCAUCAUGUUAAGAUGAUGCUUUGUCCAAAGAUGCCAAAUUAAAUUAUAAUUGAUAAUCAGUAAUAUCUUUUGCAAAGUAUCUGUUGGGAGGGUGGGGAGUCCAAUUUUUCUGUCAUUGUGUAAAAGGAUCUGUAAAAUGUCCUCAAAUACAAUAUUUUUUUUCCUGCAGGUUUGUGUUUGUCAUGUCGGGUGUAGAGAGAGAGAGAGAGAGGGGGGUGGUUUGGCUUUAUCCUUUGGUAAUAAAUCAUGUAAUUGAAUGUUCCCGUGGAGUGCGAUAAUUUGAAAAAAGCUGAGCUGUAGACAGUUCUGAGACUCAGCCAACAUAUCGUAUGGUCAGAAUUUGUGAAAUAAAGUGGUUUAGUUUAUUUGCUUGGUAUUUUCAUAUAAAUAUUUUUUACCUUUAUUGUUUAAUCCAUAAACUGCCAAGACACAUUACUGUCAGCCAAGCCACAGUAGUGAAUCUAGUCGAGGAUAAACAACCUGAUCCUGUUCACAACACCUUGAGCUACAGCAGUGCAUCAGAGGAUAUAUAUUAGCACCUGUAUUAUGCAAAAUGAUUGAAGACUCGAGCAGAAACUGUAGAUGGCAAGUGUGGUUCAUUAUAAAUUUGCUUAAGAAGGACCAAAUAUGUACUGGAGCAGUAUUGAAUUGAGAGCCCUGUGAUACUGGUGUUGAACAACUGUAAGAAAAAAGGAAAAAAAUGCUUGGCUCAAAUGAUUUCUGUACUGCAAAGUUUAAAGUGACAAAAAAAACUUUCAUGAA